GGGAUGGGUCUUGCCACACACAGUACGUUAGGUUUUGACGGCGAAUAGGGAAUCGCUCACUGUGUUAUUGAUGGUUUUUUUUUUCGACAUUUCCAUGGUAACUGUCCAAAAUUUGAUCAGCAGGCAGCAGCGAGAACACCCAAGUAUUCAACCAUGGAGCUAAACGAGAAGAACCCGACUCCGGACUCGAAAUAUGGUGAAGCACGGAAGUUUGACCCUACCUUCAAAGGACCCAUCCACAACAGGGGCUGCACAGAUGUGUUCUGCUGUAUUCUCUUCAUCUUGGCCAUACUGGGAUACUUUGCUGUGGGGAUCCUGGCCUGGUCUCAGGGGGACCCCAGGAAGGUUAUCUACCCGACUGACAGCAGAGGACAGUUCUGUGGCCAGGCCGGGACCCCCCUGGAGAAGAAACCUCUCCUGUUCUACUUCAACAUCCUGAAGUGUGCCAGUCCCCUGACCCUGCUGGAGUUCCAGUGCCCCACCACUCAGUUAUGUGUGGAAAGCUGUCCUACCAAACACAUGACGUUGCUGAAAGCCUACCUGAACAAAGGAGAGCAGGAGUACUACAAGCAGUUCUGCAAGGAAGGAGUGGACUUCUCCAAAAUGAGUGCUCCCGAGAUCCUGAGGGAUGGCCUGUGUCCUUCCAUGCUCAUGUCCAGCAAACCAUUCACUCGUCGGUGCCUUCCAGCUCUCAGUACCAUGAAAGGUGGUGUGGUUGUCGUUGGCAACGAGACUAUUUUUGACAACGGGGAGGGAGAGAAGGUGAACGCCACUGAUUUUCUGGACGCUUCAAAGAAGUCCAAUGUGGUUGUUGAGGCUCGCCAGGUAGCCAUGAGGAUCUUUGAGGACUACACUGUGUCCUGGUACUGGAUACUGAUUGGUCUGGUGAUAGCCAUGGUGGUCAGUCUCAUCUUCAUCGUCCUCCUGCGCUACCUGGCCGGGAUCAUGAUCUGGGUCAUGAUCGUCAUGGUGAUACUGGUCAUCGGAUAUGGGAUCUUCCAUUGUGCCAUGGAGUACCGCAGCCUGAAGGGAGAGCCGGGUUCUGACGUCACUAUCCGUGAUCUGGGACUGCAGACAGACUUCUCUGUUUACCUGCAGAUCAGACAGACCUGGCUGGCUUUCAUGAUCAUCCUGUCCAUCGUGGAGGUGGUUGUCAUCCUGCUGCUCAUCUUCCUCAGGAAGAGAGUCCUCAUCGCCAUCGCCCUCAUCAAGGAGGCCAGCAGGGCUGUUGGCCAUGUGAUGUCAUCACUGUUCUACCCUCUGUUGACCUUUGCCCUGCUGGCCCUGGUCAUAGCCUACUGGGCCAUCACCGCUGUCUUCCUGUCCACCUCCAAUGAGCAGGUGUACAAAGUGUUCAACACCACUGAGUGUAAUUACUCCAGAGACACCUGCAAUCCCGAGACGUUCAACACCACCAACAUCACAGCCCGGUGCCCGGACGCCGAGUGCCUGUUUGCCUUCUACGGAGGCGAGACCUACUACCAUAAAUACCUCAUCCUGUUCCAGUUCUACAACGUGUUCCUCUUCUUCUGGUGUGCUAACUUUGUGACGGCGCUGGGUCAGGUGACCCUGGCUGGGGCCUUCGCAUCCUACUACUGGGCUUUCAAGAAGCCCGACGACAUCCCAGCCAACCCCAUCUGCUCCUCACUUGGUCGAGCCCUCAGAUACCAUACAGGCUCCCUUGCCUUCGGUUCCCUCAUCCUGUCUCUGGUUCAGGUCAUCAGGGUUCUACUGGAGUACCUGGACCAGAAGCUGAAAGCUGCCCAGAAUCGCUUUGCCAAGUUCCUGCUCAGCUGCCUGAAGUGCUGCUUCUGGUGCCUGGAGAAAUUCAUCAAGUUCCUCAACAGAAAUGCCUACAUUAUGGUGGCAAUAUAUGGUAAAAGCUUCUGUACCUCAGCCAGAGAUGCCUUCUUCCUCCUCAUGAGAAAUAUAAUCAGGGUGGCUGUCUUGGACAAGGUGACUGACUUCCUAUUGUUUUUGGGGAAGCUCCUCAUCGUUGGAAUUGUGGGAAUCUGUUCUUUCUUCUUCUUCUCUGGGAGGAUUAAGGCUGUGGAGCAGACUGCCCCCUCUCUCAACUACUACUGGGUUCCCAUUCUGACGGUGGUGGUGGGAUCCUACCUGAUUGCCCAUGGAUUCUUCAGUGUGUACGCUAUGUGUGUGGACACACUCUUCCUCUGCUUCUGCGAAGACCUGGAGAGAAACGACGGCUCUCCAGAAAGGCCGUACUUCAUGUCUCCGGAGCUUCACGAGAUUCUCUCCAAAACCAAAAUGGCGGAGGAAGAGGACAACAAAGAUGGUACGGAACAGCCAGACGCUGACCCAAGUGAACCUACACUGAUGGACGAAGUUCGCCUGGAGGAGGAAGUACCGCUGAAAGAACAAGAUGGAGAGAUACAACUGAAACGCCAAGAUGUGUUCAUGCAGGCCAACGAAGAGGAGCAACCUCUGAAGGAGAAGAGCGAAGAGGCGGAAGUGGAAGAAACACAAGAGGAGAAAUCUGAAGUGAAGGAGGAGGAGGAAGAGAAGGGACCAGAAAAGAAGAGACCAGAAGAGGAGGAAGAUGUGGAAGACAAGGGAUCAAAGGAGGACAAGCCUGGAGAGAAGGAUCACCAGCCGACAGAACCUAAAAAGGAAGAAAUAGAGGAAAAGAAACCUCAAGAGGCGGAGCCUAAAGACCAUCCUUCUACACCCCAGGAGUAGUGGUUUACGUUGUCAUGGAGACGUGAAGCUUGGUAAACCUCAUAACUAGGUCAGGAAAUGCUCCUGGCCCUCCUCAUAUAACAUGUGCCGUAUGGAGCCAGUAUACACUACCUGUUACUAAUGACGUAAUAUGUAAUUCUAUGCUAAUAUGUAAUUCUAUGCUAACGACUGUGUGAUUUGAACCAGUUAAAUGUAUGACCAGCUUUUAAAUGCAAGACUUUUCACAGUGCUAAUGUAUUGUAUUCACACAUAGGGUUGUUUUAACAUAAAGAUAGAUGGUUUUAACAAGGUCCUGUGGUUGUAAAAGGCUGAUCAAAAACCCAGUGCAUCUCUGUAGCUUGAAAAUAUUAUGUUUAUUUAUUGAUUAUUCAUUUAUUGUGUUGGUUUGGUUUUAGACAGUGAUGUUUUUUUUAUCGUGAGGAUCUUUAGAUCUGUGAGUGCUGAACCUGUGCCUGACUACUACAAUUGUUAUUAUGAAUAUUUAAUUGUCUUAAUAUCAUGAAGUAAUGAGUAAUGAAUGCACUAUGAAUUCACUAUUACAAUGUUUACAGUCAAUCAAAACAAAACUUCAACUAACGGUGAAAACGAACAAUGUUUACAUUGAUACCAGCUGACACCAAAUGGUAAAUCCUUUGAUAUCCUUUGAUAUGAAAAUGUGAUUUCCAAUGGAAUCAAUGUGUAUGUACAGUAUGUAUUUAUUAAUAGGUAUGCUUAUUAUGUCUUAUUACAUCUGUGUGUAAUUAUUUAAUUAGCUUAUUAAGUUCUGUAUCAAUUAUAUAGAUGAUCCCUCCAGCCAAGAACACGUUUUUGGACUCAAUGCAUUGUAGGGAAAUUCCACAAACUACUUGCCUUGGAAUUUCAGACUGGCUUAACUGCUGUGAUUGUGUUGCUGUGACGCAAUCGUUUUAACCUCUCAGAUCUAGGUCGUAUUAACCACAGGAGGUUGGUGGCACCUUAAUUGGGGAGGACAGGCUCUUGGUAAUAGCUGGAGCGGAAUCAGUGGAAUGGUAUCAAAUACAUCAAAAACAUUGUUUCCAUGUGUUUGAUGCCAUUCCAUUCACUCCAUUCCGGCCUCAUUAUGAGGCGUACCUGAACUUGUUUUUGUUUUCUGUUGCAAAAUGUUUUUAAACGUUUUCCGCUGCAUGGCCUAAUGAAUACGACCCUGCAAGCCCUGUUCAAUGUUUACUGACCCUAUUUGCCUUUGUUUUCUUCUUUCUCUCAAUCUGUCUCUCUUUCUCUCUCGCUCUUUAUCUGUCUCUCUUCUCUCUCUUCUUCCUAUCUCUGUGCUGCAUGGUGUUUCAGUAACAUUGCCUUUGAGUGCUUUAUCAAAACUAACCUUGCAACCUUCUGUCAAUGUUUUCUAUCUGUUUCUGUCAGUGUGUGUCACAUUGUAACCAUGUUAGCUGAUGUAGUAUUUCACUUAUAUAUGAUACAUUCCACUCAGUUUGCUUCUGUUGGAUGCAGCUGUUGAUUAAAGUUUGUUGUAUGGAUCAAUAUAUAGCUUUUUUUUUUGCAUGUAAAUGACAAAUGUAAUCAUAUUGAAUGAUGAUAGGACAGUGGGAGAAUGACACAAUGGUGAGUUUCUAUUCACUUUGGACAGUUUCCCAGAUACAGACUUAAUAAGUUUAGUCCUGGACUAUACAAGCACUUUCAUCAACGCAUGCUUUUCAGUACAGGAUUAAGCUUAGAAGGUGUCUGGGUAACCUUUAUGUUGUUAGGAAUAGGAUGCUGUUUUACCUGAAGAGAUGUUGGAGUUUGACAAUGGUUGCUUCUCUUAUUGUUGUCUCAUCAAUCCAUUGAUUUUCCAGUGGAAGACCUGGAACGCAAUGACGGAACUGCAGAGAGACCCUACUUCAUGUCUCAGAACCUUCUCACCAUUCUGAAGAAGUCCAACGAGGAUCAGGCCAAGACUGUAGACUAGCUGUGUGUGUGUGUGUGCCUGCGUACGUGUGAGGAGAACAGAGAAAGAUACGGUCAAGCCGCCUUGCCUGCGCAGUGUGCUGUGUGUGUCGAAUGUGCCUUAAGAUCAUGAUACUGUAUGGCUAUAGAAGGAUGCCAUCGUCACAAACGGAGAGGUCUGAAUGAGUAGCCAACAUAUUUCGUUGUGUUUCCCACAGAAGGUGUCUAUGACAGAGCUUAUGAUAUUUGUUUUUUUUAAAGAUGUAAAUCUGUUCUUGUUUUAUUAUCAUUUUUGUUGUGCCUUUUGUUUGGCUAGGCCGUUUUACUUUGGCUAGGCCGUUUUAUUUUGGCUAGGCCGUUUUACUUUGGCUAGGCCGUUUUACUUUGGCUAGCCUGUUUUACUUUGGCUAGGCUGUUUUACUUUGGCUAGGCUGUUUUACUUUGGCUAGGCCGUUUUACGUUGGCUAGGCCGUUUAACUUUGUCUAGGCCGUUUUACUUUGGCUAGGCCGUUUUACUUUGGCUAGGCUGUUUUACGUUGGCUAGGCCGUUUUACUUUGGCUAGGCCGUUUUACGUUGGCUAGGCCGUUUUACUUUGGCUAGGCCGUUUUACUUUGGCUAGGCCGUUUUACGUUGGCUAGGCCGUUUAACGUUGGCUAGGUCGUUUUACGUUGGCUAGGCCGUUUUACGUUGGCUAGGCCGUUUAACGUUGGCUAGGUCGUUUUACGUUGGCUAGGCCGUUUUACGUUGGCUAGGCCGUUUUACUUUCUGCAGUCCUCUUGAAACUCUUUGAACAUACAAAACUUUGUUACCUUUUUGGGGUUUUGUGGCUGACUCUGUAUAAUGUGUUCAAUUUGAACACAUGUUUUACAUGAGAAAGUUUUUGUCAGUUUUCUCAAAUGUAUAAUGAAUUACAUAGAUUUUCUCACAUUUAAUUUACAAAAAUGUUUUGCUUUAAAUGCAAAAUAAUUUUUGCAUCAGGUUUGUUAAUAAUAUUAUUUUUCACUAUUGCUGCUGUUGAUCUUUGUAUAAUGGCUGCAUAUUGCAGUGUAGAUUUACUGUAACUUACCAAAGUAAAGAAAACAUGUUCUAAUGCAGUAUUAGUUUUGGGACUGAAGAUUUGUUAAGUAGUCCAUAGGCCAGUGAAAAAUGUAGUCCACUUUGGGGUGGUAAAGUUUUAAUAGUCUCAUCUUAUUCCCCCCAUUCCUAUGAACAAAUAGAUAUGAUGCCCACUCCAAAAGAGUAGCUUUCCAACCUUUUCACACCUGUAUAUGUCUUGUUGUUUGGGAAUCUAUGCAAUAGAAUGUUUGCAGGCUGAUACAUACAUUUUAAGGCAAGUUGGAAUGUUCACAUGCUCAUUGAAAAUGACUGUAUCAAACAACAAUAGAACACUCCAUUGGGUGGAUCUCAUCGUAAAAACAUGGUAUUUGGUACAUUUUUGCCAUCUCUUCGAAAUGAUUGACCUAGACUGACUCAUUGUUGAAACAACACUGUUACAAAUAGCGGAACUAGAUAUUUCUAUACUUCCCAUUCUGUCUUGAUAUACCCCAAAAUGCAUACAUUUAUGACAUUUGACCCCCGAAAGAUUGGACCAUAGAGAUGUCAUUACCAUUCCAGUUUUUUCAUACCUUAAUAUGUUGUAUUAUGAAGUGAAUAACAUAGAAAAUUCCCUUUGUUUGAAAAGAUUGUUCCCAGAUAAUACAACAUUAUUUCAUACCAUCAAACCUGUGGCACCAACUAACCACAUAGAGGUCAAAACAUAAAAUGCACACAUUUACCUACCUCAGAAUCAUGGGUAUCAUACCAACAUGUAACCUAAAUGAAAAUCCUCAUUAGACUUUGCCACCCCAAAGUAGACAAAUAUGUGAAAUUUGGCCUGCUGGCCCAUGGACUAUCUCCUUAACCUCAAAUGCAAGCUUUUGUAUAUUUCAUUUUCAAGAGAAGGAUUGUGUAAACGUGUGUUUUUGGAGCAGGAUGUGUUGUAAAUAAUAAAGUUCUUUUUUUUACUGCUACA
Oncorhynchus kisutch (coho salmon) is the source of this 6611-nucleotide messenger RNA. It is a transcript of the gene slc44a2, whose product is annotated as solute carrier family 44 member 2 (CTL2 blood group). The transcript has 20 exons. Gene Ontology annotation, cellular component: membrane. Lineage: Eukaryota; Metazoa; Chordata; Actinopteri; Salmoniformes; Salmonidae. The record is from RefSeq and is a predicted model, not a curated record. Gene Ontology annotation, biological process: transmembrane transport. Bases 154 to 2700 code for a protein of 848 amino acids. Gene Ontology annotation, molecular function: transmembrane transporter activity.